CGGUCACACUGUACGCGCCCCACAAAUAAACAUUGCAAAAUAGCGUACAAAACAUCUCCGCAUCCCGCGCUUAUAAUUACUUUUAUGGCGCAUCAGCAGCAACAAAGACGACGCCCCACCACGGCCCACAAAAGCCAUCAGCAGGAAAGCCGCCGACACUAUAUUAGCAGCUAACACUGGCACACAUCAUUACGUUUAAACAAAUAGUUUGCCUCCAUUUUGCAUCGUCUUGUGCUAAAGCUCUCCAUUGAUUUAUUGGAUCAAGCAGUGGAACUACCGCAAGAUAUUGCCUAUUGCCAGCUGUCGUGAGAGCAGAGAGGUACAGAAAGAGAGAGAGAGAGAGAAAAGUGAAUUUUGUGCCGGUCAACGUCCUGCGGCGAGGUGAAGGUGAGCGAAAGGACAUUGCGCCUACCGGCUUCCCUCUCCCACGCACACGCAUACAAACGCUCUCACUUACACACGCUCUUUGGUCUUAAGUGUUUUCCACCACAUUUCGGCAAAAACAACGUUCUUCAAGAUAAGAGAAGACCGGUAAAUAACCACAACAGCGUAAUCAGAGGUCGCCCCCCGCAACCGCAACCAGCAACCAGUAAGCACUCAAUCCCCCCGCGAAGCCACAACACACACACACACGAAAUGCGGCUGUUCCCGGUACGCCUCUCGUCCGCCUCGUCCUCGAUGGCGAGCCUGGCCAAAAUGCUCGACUUCUACUCGGGCUUCAACCCAUCGCCGCUAUCCAUCAAACAGUUUAUGGACUUUGGUCAAAAUGCCUGCGAGAAAAAGUCGUUCAUAUUUCUGCGAAAGGAGCUGCCGGUGCGAUUGGCCAAUAUUAUGAAGGAGAUUGCCCUGCUGCCGGACAAUCUGCUGCACACCAGAUCGGUCAGCGAGGUGAGCUCCUGGUAUGUGAAGAGCUUUGAGGAGGUGCUGGAGUACGAGAAGGCCGAUCCCACACACGACAAUUUGCACAAGUUUGUGCAUCAUCUGGAUCUCAUUAGGAAUCGGCACAACGAUGUGGUGCAGACGAUGGCCCAGGGCGUCAUUGAGAUGAAGGAAAACGAGGGCGGCACGGUAGAUGCGCCCACCGAGAGCUCCAUACAGUACUUUCUCGACCGGCUGUACAUGUCGCGCAUCAGCAUCCGGAUGCUGAUCAAUCAGCACACUCUGCUCUUCGGAGCGAAUCCCCACUCGGGUGGUCGGCAUAUCGGCUGCCUGGACCCAGCCUGUGACCUGUCGGACGUGGUGCGCGAUGCGUAUGAGAACGCCCGCUUCCUCUGUGAUCAAUAUUAUCUGACGAGCCCAGCGCUGGAGAUCCAGGAGCAUAGCAGCGAGCCGGAGGGUAACCUGCCCAUCCGCACUGUGUACGUGCCCUCGCAUUUGUAUUACAUGCUCUUCGAGCUCUUCAAGAACUCCAUGAGAGCGGUGGUGGAGCAUCACAAUAAUGACAACUGCGACACCCUGCCGCCCCUCAAGGUGGCCAUCUGUCGCGGCCAGGAAGACAUCUGCGUCAAGAUCUCCGAUCAGGGCGGCGGCAUACCGCGCUCCCAAACGGACCAGCUAUUCAAGUACAUGUACAGCACGGCUCCGCAGCCAUCCAAGUCGGAUUUGCACACGGUUCCUUUGGCCGGCUAUGGGUACGGUCUGCCCAUAUCCCGCCUCUAUGCUCGCUACUUCCAUGGCGACAUUGUGCUGCUCUCGUGCGAGGGCUUCGGCACAGAUGCCAUUAUCUAUCUGAAGGCUCUGUCCGAUGAGGCCAACGAGCUGCUGCCCAUCUUCAACAAGACGAGCUCCAAGUUCUAUCGCGCGACGGUGCCUACGGGCGACUGGUCAAUCAGGUAAAAUACCCUAAAAAGAAGAAGACGAGCGCCGUGAGCCAGUAGGCGAGUGAUAAUGCCAAAAGAAAUCGCCUGGCUGUGUAAAAAGUUUGUCCCAUCCUGCACCAAUCCAAUCCAAACAAACCCAAACCGAACAGAUCCCAGCUGCACCCGUAAUCGCCUCCAACCCAAAAACCCGAUCAAGUGAAAAGUGUUUAUUUAUUCUGUAUGUUCAUGUUAAAGUUAAAUACGACCCUUUUUUGUAUGUGCCCCCUUACCUUCCGACCCACUGUUGUAAUUGUUUAACUUUUAUCCCGUUUUUGUCAUUUUAACAUUUGACAUUCCACAAACAUUUUACUCACUCCGAAGAAGCUGGGCCCAAGUUCUGUUUUAUUUUCGAGGGGACGAUUGGAGCGGCAAAUACGGUUACAUUGGCUUUUAUAAUUACGUCUCUAGCAAUUAAACACGAUCUACAAGAUAUAUUUACAUAUGUAUACACACAUAUAUACAUACACAAGCACUCAAACAGCAAACAGAUGUUAUGAGACAAAUUACGAAAGUAGCUAUAAUUUGUGGAUUUUAUUUAGGCUAGAGCCCCAAACUGCAUGCAAUAACAAAUUAUACAAUACACUUCUCUUUUGGAGCACACUAUUUAAAUUUAUAUGUUAAGUGAUGAAAGUUUUAAAGAAAUAAACUGUUGAAAUUA
Molecule: messenger RNA, 2517 nt
Organism: Drosophila subobscura
Lineage: Eukaryota; Metazoa; Arthropoda; Insecta; Diptera; Drosophilidae
Gene: Pdk
Product: pyruvate dehydrogenase (acetyl-transferring) kinase, mitochondrial
Exons: 5
Coding region: 637-1836 (399 amino acids)
Biological process (GO): protein phosphorylation; regulation of glucose metabolic process
Cellular component (GO): mitochondrion
Molecular function (GO): pyruvate dehydrogenase (acetyl-transferring) kinase activity
Source: RefSeq, a predicted model, not a curated record